AUGAGCGUCGCCGACCGAGUCGUCAACUUCGGUGCUGGGCCCUCCGCUCUGCCGCUCACUGUGCUCGAAGAAGCCCAGAAGGGCCUCAUCAACUUCAACGGCACGGGCAUUGGAAUCGCAGAGAUCUCCCACCGCUCGAAGGAGUUCCAAGCCUUUCUCACUGAGUUCGAGCAGAACCUGCGCACCCAGCUGGAGGUGCCUUCCACCCACCGCAUCCUCUUCACCCAGGGCGGCGGCACGACCCAGUUCUCCGCCGUCGUCCUCAACAUGAUCGCGCGCCACCGCCUCCUGCACCCGAACGCGACGGCGGAGAACACCGUGCUCGACUACGUCGUCACCGGCUCCUGGAGCAAGAAGGCCGCGGAGGAGGCGCGCCGCCUCACCGCCGGCGUCGCGACCGUGCGCACCGCGGUCGACGCGCGCGUGUACGCCAAGGACGGCAAGGCGUUUGACAACAUCCCCCCGCACGCCGAGUUCGCGUUCUCGCCCGCCCCGGCCGUGAUCUACUACUGCGAGAACGAGACGGUGGACGGCGUCGAGUUCGCGCACGACGCCGGCGCGCCCGCCUCCUUUCCCUUCGCGCGCCUCCCCGCCGCGCCGCUCCUCCCGCUCGUCGCCGACUACUCCUCCUCGUUCAUGUGCCGGCCGAUCCCGCGCCUCGCCGACCACGCCGUCAUCUACGCCGGCGCGCAGAAGAACAUCGGCCCCGCCGGGCUCACGAUCCUCAUCGUCCGCGAGGACUGCGUCGUGGACGUCGACGCCGCCGCGCGCCUCGGCGCGCCGCCCCCUGUACAACACCCCGCGGUGCUCCCGAUCUACGUCGCCGGCCUCGUCGUCCGCCGCAUGGGCGAGCAGGGCGGGAUCCCGUACUACGAGGCGCUGAACCGCCGCAAGUCGCAGAAGCUGUACGCAGCCAUCCACGAGGGCGAGCAGAACGGCGUCUUCCGCCGCAAGAAGCGGUUCUUGGAGGGAGCCGAGGCGGAGGGCAUGAAGGGGCUCAAGGGACACAGAUCCGUCGGAGGCAUUCGGGUUUCAUUGUACAACGCAGUCACCGAGGAAGACGUCGACAAAAUUAUUGCGUACAUGAAUAGUUUCAUGCAGAAAUAG
Molecule: messenger RNA, 1107 nt
Organism: Epithele typhae
Lineage: Eukaryota; Fungi; Basidiomycota; Agaricomycetes; Polyporales; Epitheliaceae
Product: phosphoserine aminotransferase
Exons: 5
Coding region: 1-1107 (368 amino acids)
Biological process (GO): L-serine biosynthetic process
Cellular component (GO): cytoplasm
Molecular function (GO): pyridoxal phosphate binding; O-phospho-L-serine:2-oxoglutarate transaminase activity
Source: RefSeq, a predicted model, not a curated record